Messenger RNA from Motacilla alba alba, 996 nucleotides. RefSeq lists its product as uncharacterized. The transcript is spliced from 2 exons. NCBI's taxonomy places the organism in Eukaryota, Metazoa, Chordata, Aves, Passeriformes, Motacillidae. Gene Ontology annotation, biological process: response to bacterium. Bases 205 to 996 code for a protein of 263 amino acids. The record is from RefSeq and is a predicted model, not a curated record.
GGGAGCCUCGGGGGCUGCUGCUGGAGGAGCGACAAACGCACACGGAGCAUUUCAGGCACGGCAAGGACAGGGCACUGCUCUGCCUGCUCCCGCCGCCGCUUCCUUUGCUCCCGCCCACAGGCGUUCCCGGCAGCUCUGCUCUCUCGGCGCUCGGACGUGCUUUGGGCUCUUCCUCACUCGGCAAACACGCAGCUUGGUCUCGCCAUGCACCUGGCACAUCUCAUCCUCACCGUCUUCCUGGGCCAGCUCCUGGUGGCUGUGGCCAGAGCCCAGGUAGAGCAGGAGCCGUUCCUGGAGACCACCGAGAGCACCGGCAUCAACAUCACCUGCUCACAUCCCCAAAUCCAGACCGGCCAAACGAUCUACUGGUACCGUCAGCUGCCGGGCCGAGGACCCGAACUCUUCGUGAGCAUUUUCAAAGACUCCAAAGAGCUGCCGGACAGUGCGGGCCAUGUGCGGGUGUCGGAAGAUCGGCGUUCCAGCGCGCUGUGGCUGGCUGUGCCCCGGCGCGGGGACGCGGCCGUGUAUUACUGCGCGCUGGGGACCACGGGCAGAGGAGCCGGGGCUGCGGCCGGGCACGAACCGCCGCGGGCGGGGCCGGGCGGGGCCAGCAGGGGCCGCUGCCGCUCCGCCCGCCGGGCUCCCGGGGCGCGGCUCCGCAGCUCCUUCCUCUGCCCCGAGCCCGGCCGCACCGACCCCGCACGGCCCCGCACGGCCCCGGCGCGCCGCACAACCCGCCUGCGACCCGCGCUCGCACGCUCGCCACGCACCGCCCGGCCUCCCCUCGCUCCCGAGCCCGCCGCUGCCUCACGCCAAACUGCUGCGGGCUGCGCCUCUGCCGCCGCCUCUCGCCCUCCGGACACGGCUGCUGCUGCUCUCGGCCUGCUUUGCAAAGCCACGAGCUGCUCCUUGACAGCACCUGGGCUGGGAGCUGGCAAAGCAGCUGCGCUGACGGGCACACGGGGGCUGAUCCAUGCAGUGCUGUCAGGACAGUAG